This is a messenger RNA of Acanthaster planci (crown-of-thorns starfish), 1499 nucleotides long. RefSeq lists its product as uncharacterized. The record is from RefSeq and is a predicted model, not a curated record. Lineage: Eukaryota; Metazoa; Echinodermata; Asteroidea; Valvatida; Acanthasteridae.
AUCUCAAAUGUUCGUCCGGGACUUCAGCCGGGGGACAUGGUCGAGGUGACUUGGGACGGUCAAUUGCUGGCCUGUGAAAUUCUUCGGCUUUCUGAUGACCACUCGGAUCUUCUGUUUCUCCAACGGGCACUAACGACGAAACCCAAGGCAACGUCUGCGACGGACAGUAAGGUACUACAGAUCGCGCGGGAAACAACGAAAAGCAAGAAAGUGUCUGCUGCAAAAGGAACUGCCGAGGUCGAUCCCCGCAGUUCAAGGAAGAGGUCAAAGUCAAAGGAGAGGAACGUGCCAGCUCCAAAGAAAACUGCAACGGGAAGGAAAGCCGCGUCAGUUAUUGCACGUUUUUGCGAAGAGGAGGAAGGAGACCCGAGCAGUCAAAAACUGACAACUGGUGGUGACGAGGAAGCCCUCCAAAUAAAGGACCGUGCUGAUCCAGGCAAGAAGGAUCGGAUGGCAUCUCAUGGGGAAGAUCUGGCAGAAUCAGACAAAGAAAGUCUUGAAGUAGAUUCCGUUCAGAUGCCAUACUUUCCAGAGGUGACAUUCCUGUCAGCCAACUCCAGCUGCACAAUGGAUGAUACACCUGAUAUCGCAGCUGCGGGAGCCUCCUGUAAGAGAUCAAUGCUGAUUGAUGACCCUAUUCCUUCGCCAGUUUGGCAAACAAGCACACCGCUGCACAGGGUGAGCUCAACACUUCAAGACCCAAAGCUGACAAGAUUGGCAGAGCAGGUGAACGAUAUCUGGGAGUGGAUGCAGGCGUUAAAAUCUCAUCACAGUUUCCUGCCCUUGUGCCGACCUGCCGAGCCAAAAAGCCCUCCAUCGUGCCCCCUUGCUCCAGAAGUGCUCACCCCUGUGAAUCAUCCCACCAUCCCGGCAGCAACCAGUCUUGCCCCGCUCAGCCCUGUCCUUCCCAAAGACCCCCAUACACUACCACCGACAACUCUUUCUCCUGCAACAGUUUGCGAAGCAAGAGACAGUGCCACUUCCGUGCCAAAUUAUGCCCUGUCUCUUGUUCGCAAACUGUUUACGGAGGAGGAAAUGAAGGUGGGAAAUUGUAAGGGGGUCAAGGGAAAACACCCUCUGGAUCCACAAAGGUUGAAAUUUGUUAAACAGGAAGUGGCCAAACACCCUGAGGUCAUUGCGAUCAAGUUUAACACAUACUGGAAACGUGAUUGUAUACGAGCCAUAGAUGAGGGGUGUAGGAGAUUGAAUCGCAGUGUAAAAAGUGCAUCUAAUGUUUAGACACAUCAUUAAUUAUUCUCUCUGCACUUUGUACAAUCAGCAAAAUCAACAGGGGGGCAAAAUCUGCCCCCCCCCCGCUCUUUGAAGGUUAAACUAGAUGUAGAGCAAUUUUAAAUCUUUAAUUCUUUUUUUCCCAUUUUUAAAUUAAUUUCAAUUUUAAUUUUUUAAUUUAAAAAAACUAUAGUUCUAUUAAAUUUAAAGCUGGACAUUGGCACACCCUUUUUUCAUUAAGACAAACUUGACAGUUCAAUAAAUUAUUA